AUGCCGGGCAACCGCAUCAAGACGAUGAAGGCGCUCCAGUCGCGCAAGUCCAACAUCAACGGCCACAAGAUCCACCCCAACUCGCGCCGGGCCAAGCAACUGCAACGCGUCGAGUUGCGGACCCGGAAGUUGGAGGUGCAGGGCAAAGUGCAGAGGGUGACCGAGGUCAAGAGGGGUCAGUGAAAAGGAGAGACAGAACCUUCGGAGCGAAGUGGUCGGAAUUGAUGUUGGGGAUUUUUUGAUUUUUUUUUCUGUUGUCGAGCAGUCGACCGACAUCUCUGGUUCGUGCAUUCGAUCCCGGACGACCGAACUUCGCUCUCCUUGCCCGAACUGCACCAUACGAUCCACGACUACAUCCAUCGCGACGAGAUCGAGAUGGUCCAACUCGCGCAGGAGCGGACCGAACGGAGUUGGAGAAAGGCCGAACCCAAGAGCAAGAGGGAGGUCGAAUUGGAGAAGCAGCGGGAGCAGGAGAAGGACGAGUACAGGACCGGGUUUGGUCAGUUUCGUUUCCUGUCUUGGCUUGAACAUUAUAGGAUGGGAACUGAUACUGAAAAAAGAUGUCGCUUCUUUUACUCCCUACAGUCGUGCCCGAUCUGACGUUGGCGAAAAACGUUUACCUCUGUCGCCAAUGGAUCCACCCCACGCCGACACCCAAGAACCCGCAUCCCAACAAGGGUGGUGACCCUUCCUUCCUCGGCCGGUGAGUACAUAACUUUGACAGAUUUUUCUACGCGGGGGAGCAUUCCGGCCAAGUCCUCGUCCGGCCCCCCUACCUAUCUCUUUCCUGAUCAAGUCCCCUUUUGCUUUGAAAUCAUUCGACAGGAUACGACUGAUUAGGAUCAAUUCUGAGAACCAAGGCUCGGUCGUCGUCGAAUCAGAAGGAGCGAGGAAGGGUGAAUGGGAAGAAGAGGGGGAAGGGGAAGUCGAGAUGAUGGAGGAUCAGCACGAGCAGGAGGAGGGGGCUGAGGCUUGA
Microbotryum saponariae is the source of this 976-nucleotide messenger RNA. Lineage: Eukaryota; Fungi; Basidiomycota; Microbotryomycetes; Microbotryales; Microbotryaceae. The record is from the annotation of a GenBank genome assembly.